This is a messenger RNA of Enhydra lutris kenyoni (northern sea otter), 7038 nucleotides long. Its product is annotated as NLR family CARD domain containing 5. Gene Ontology annotation, molecular function: protein binding. NCBI's taxonomy places the organism in Eukaryota, Metazoa, Chordata, Mammalia, Carnivora, Mustelidae. Bases 168 to 6068 code for a protein of 1966 amino acids. The transcript is spliced from 48 exons. The record is from RefSeq and is a predicted model, not a curated record.
CGGCGGGGCUGAAGCGUGGCGGAGCCGGAGCGCGCGGGGACCCUACCCAAAGAAGCAACGUGUAAAUCCAGCUCAGAGCAUAGGACUUGGCUCAGGAACUCAUGAGACCGUCUCUGCAGACACCCUAGAACAUCUAUGAUGAACCAGGAGGCCAAGGCUGGCUCCUCAUGGACCCUGAUAGCCUCCAGCUGGGCACCGAGCACCUGUGGAACUGGCUUGUGAGGCUGCUCAGCAAAGACUCAGGAUGGCUGAAUGCCAAGGUGAAGUUCUUCCUCCCCAAGAUGGACGUGUGCUCCGGGGACAAGGCCCAGGAUGCCACACAGGGGGUCGUUCUGCAGCUGAGAAGACUGCACGCUCAAGGCCGGGCCACGUGGCAGGCGUUCAUCCACUGCGUGUGCAUGGAGCUGGAUGUGCCACUGGACCUCGAGGUGCUGCUGCUCAGUACCUGGGGCCACGGAGUCGCGUUUCCCAGCCAGCUGGAGGCCGGUGAAGAAAGCCAGCCUGCCUCUCAGCUCCAGCACGGCCUCAAGCGGCCUCAUCAGAGCUGUGGGUCCUCACCCCGCCCGAAGCAGUGCAAGAAGCAGCAGCUAGAGUUGGCCCAGAGGUACCUGCAGCUACUGAAGACUUCCACCCAGCAACGCUAUGGCAGUAAGAUCCCUGGGCCAGGGCAACCCCUAGCCUUCCACCAGGCCUACAUCCCCCCAAUCCUGCAGUGGAGCCGGACCCCGGCACCCUUCCGCACCCAGGAGGGGAUGGCGCCGGGGGACCCCAAGGCAGAAGAUGGCACGGACGUGACCAUCCGGGACCUCUUCAGCACCAGGGCCGACAAGGGCCUGAGGGUGACCGUGCUCCUGGGGAAAGCGGGCAUGGGCAAGACCACCCUGGCCCACUGGCUCUGCCAGAGGUGGGCUGAUGGCCAGCUAGACCGCUUCCAGGCCCUGUUUCUUUUUGAGUUCCGCCAGCUCAACCUGAUCACACGUCUCCUGACGCUGCCCCAGCUCCUUUUCGACCUGUACCUGAGCCCUGAGGCAGGCUCCGACUUGGUCUUCCAGUACCUGGAGGAGAAUGCUAAUGGAGUCCUGCUCAUCUUUGAUGGACUGGACCAGGCCCUGCAUCCCCGCUCCAACAGAGGGCAGGCAGGUCCUGAGGACCCAAGUCCGGCCCUUGCCCUCUUCUCCCGCCUCUGCCGGGGGACCCUGCUGCCCGGCUGCUGGGUAUUGGCCACCUCCCGCCCAGGGAAGCUGCCCGACUGCCUGCCUGCAGAGGCAGCCACAGUCCACAUGUGGGGCUUUGACAGGCCGCGGGUGGAGGAGUACGUGGGCCGCUUCUUCCCGGACCAGCCGGGGCAGGAGGCAGCCCUGGCGGAGCUGCGGGGCAGCAGACACCUCCAGAGCUUGUGCGCCGUGCCCGCGCUCUGCCAGGUCACCUGCCUCUGCCUCCUCCAUCUGCUCCCAGGCAGCCCGCCAGGCCAGUCUGCGGCCCUCCUGCCCACCGUGACUCAGAACUACGUGCAGAUGCUGUCCACCCUCGGCCCCCGUGGGUACCUGCCUCCCGAGGUCCUGCUGGAGCUCAGUGAGGUGGCCCUGGGCGGCCUGCAGACCGGGAAGGUCAUCUUCUCUGUAGGAGACAUCCGCCCGCCCACAAUGGCCUUUGCAGCUGCCCUCAGUUUGCUGACCUCGUUCUGCAUCUGCACGGGCCCGGGGCACCGGGACACAGGCUACGCCUUCACCCACCUCAGCCUACAGGAGUUUUUUGCUGCCUUGUACCUGGUGGCCAGCCCCAAGGUGGACAGAAAUGCACUUGCCGGCCACGUCACCCUCAGUUCUUGCUGGGUGCUGCGGACCAAAGCUAGUCUGGGCCUCCUAGACCACCUCCCCACCUUCCUGGCGGGGCUAGCGUCCCGCGCCUGCCGACCCUUCCUCAGCCUCGUGGCCCAGCGGGACGAGAUGUGGGUGAGUGCCAGGCAGGCUGUGGUGAUGCAAGCCUUGAGGAAGUUGGCCACCCGCAGGCUCACGGGGCCGAAGAUUGUGGCGCUCUGUCACUGCGUGGGUGAGACCCAGGAGCCUGAGCUGGCCGGUCUCAUGGCCCAGAGUCUCCCCUGUCACCUCUCCUUCCACAAUUUCCCACUGACCUACGCCGACCUGGCUGCCCUGACCAGCAUCUUGGGGCACAGGAAUGCCCCCAUCCACCUGGAUUUUGAGGGCUGCCCUCUGGAGCCCCACUGCCCUGAGGCCCUGGUGGGCUGUGAGCAGGUCGAAAAUCUCAGCUUUAAGAGCAGGAAGUGUGGGGAUGCUUUUGCCGAAGCCCUUUCCAGGAGCCUGCCGACAAUGGGGAGCCUGAAGAAGCUGGGGUUAGUAGGAAGUAAGAUCACUGCCCGAGGCAUCAGCCACCUGGUGCAGGCUCUGCGCCUCUGUCCACAGCUGGAAGAGAUCAGCUUUCAGGACAACCAGCUCAAGGACUGGGCUGUGCUGAACAUCGUGGAGGUACUUCCUUGUUUGCCACAGCUUCGGAAGCUUGACCUGAGCCGCAACAAUGUCUCCAUGUCAACACUACUCUGCUUGACAAAGGUAGCAGUCGAAUGCCCUACUGUCAGGACCCUGCAGGUCAGGGAGGCAGACCUCAUCUUCCUUCUUUCCCCGCCCACAAAGACUGCUGCAGAGCUUCAAGGAGCGCCAGACCUGCAGGGAAAUGCUGGCCAGAGAGAAGCGGCUCAGAGUAGAAGCCUGACACUCAGGCUCCAGCAGUGUCAGCUCAGGGUCCAUGAGGCACAGGAGCUCAUAGUCCAGCUCCAGGAAGGCCCCCGCCUGGACAAAGUGGACCUUUCAGGAAACCAGCUGGACGAUGAGGGCUGUCGACUGAUGGCAGAGGCUGCCUCUCAGCUGCACAUCGCCAGGAGUCUGGACCUCAGCGACAACGGGCUCUCUGUGGAUGGAGUAUACUGUGUGCUGAGUGCGGCGAGCAUGUGCCGGACCCUGGCAGAGCUACACAUCAGCCUGCUGCACAAAACUGUGGUCUUCACGUUUGCCCCAGAGCAGGAGGAGCAGAAGGGGAGCUGGGACAGGACUGCGCUGCCGGUCAGCCUGGCGUGCCAGAUGCCAUCCGAGCCGCCCCCGCGCCCCACGGCGAUCAGGCUAACACACUGCGGCUUGCAGGCCAAGCACCUAGAGCAGCUCUGCAGGGCGCUGAGAGGAAGCUGCCACCUCAGUCAGCUGGACUUCUCAGGCAACGCUCUGGGAGACGAAGGCGUGGCCCAGCUGGCUCAGCUCCUCCCAGGGCUGGGAGCUCUGCAGUCCUUGGACCUCAGUGAGAACGGUUUGUCCCUGGAUGUGGUGUUCAUGUUGACCCCGUGCUUCUCCACUCUGCCUUGGCUCCUUCACUUGGACAUCAGCUCUGACAGCCAGCGUGUCAUCCUGAGAGGUGACAGAAGAGGCAGGGAUCGAUUGGCUGGUGGGUCCUUGCCAGAGUUCCCAGCUGGAGCCCAGUUCUUGGCCUUUCAUCAGCGCUGCAUCCCCAGGAGCCUCUGCCUCAGGCAGUGUCAACUGGAACCCCUGAGCCUCGCCCACCUCUGUGAGACUCUGAAGAAGUGUCCGGGGCCUCUGGAAGUCAAAUUGUCCUGUGAGGUCCUGAGUGACCAGAGCCUGGAGACCCUGCUGCACCACCUAGCCCGGCUCCCCCAGCUCAGCCUGCUGCAGCUAAGCCAGACAAAGCUGUCCCCGAAGAGCCCCCUCCUGCUGGCCAACUUCUUCAGCCUAUGCCCACGGGUUCGGAAGGUGGAUCUCAGGUCCCUGUGUCACGUGACCCUGCGCUUCAGGUCCAGCGAGGAGCGGGAAGGCGAGUGCUGUGGCAGGUUCACGGGCUGUGGCCUCAGUCAAGAGCACGUGGAGCCGCUGUGUUGGUUGCUGAGCAAAUGUGAAAACCUCAACGAGCUGGACCUCUCAGCCAACAUGCUGGGUGAUGACGGGCUCGGGUGCCUUCUGCAAUGUCUGCCUCAGUUGCCUGUCUCCGGUUCGCUUGACCUGAGUCACAACAGCAUCUCCCUAGAAAGUGUCCUGGGCCUGGUGAAGAUUCUCCCCUCCUGCCCACGCGUCCAGGAGGCCUCUGUGAACCUGGGCUCUGAGCAGAGCUUCUGGAUCCACUUCUCCAGACAGGAGGAGGCCGGGAAGACCCUCAGGCUGAGCCAGUGCAACUUCGGGCCAGAGCAUGUGUCCAGACUGGCCACCGGCCUGAACCAGGCUCUAAAGCUCACGGCUCUCACGCUGACCCGGUGCUGCCUGGGCCUGGAGCAGCUGACGCGACUGCUGAGUCUGCUGAGGUGGCCGGUGGGGCUGUUCAGUCUCAGGGUGGAGGAGCCGUGGGUCGGCACAGCCGGGGUGCUCGCCCUGCUAGAAGUCUGCACCCAGGCCUCAGGCAACAUCACUGAAAUAAGCAUUUCAGAGACCCAGCAGCAGUUCUUUCUCCAGUUGGAGUUUCCACGUCAGGAGAACCCAGAGGCCGUGGCCCUCAGGUUGGCUCACUGUGACCUUGGGACCCACCACAACCUUCUUGUCUGGCAGCUGAUGGAGACAUGUGCCAGGCUGCAGCAGCUCAGCUUGUCCCAGGUGAACCUCUGUGACACCAGUUCUCUGCUGCUGCAAAGCCUCCUUCGGUCCCUGUCUGAGCUGAAGACAUUCAGGCUGACCUCCAGCUGUGUGAGCUCUGAGGGCCUGGCCCACCUGACGUCUGGUCUGAGCCACUGCCACCACCUGGAGGAAUUGGACUUAUCCAACAACCCAUUUGUUGAGAAGGACACCGAAGUGUUGAUGGCGGUCCUUGAGGGGAUGUGCUGGCUGAAGAGGCUCGACCUCAGCCAUCUGCCGCUGGGCAGCUCCGCCCUGGCCCUGCUCACCCAGGGACUAAGCCACAUGAGCGUCCUGCGGAGCCUCCGGCUGAGCAGGAACGGUAUUUGUGACGUCGGCUGCCUCCAGCUUUUGGAGGCUCUCAGAGCUGCCAGCAGCUUGAAGGAGCUAGGCUUGAGCCACAACCAGAUUGGAGACUUCGGUGCCCAGCACCUAGCUGCCAUCCUCCCCGGGCUGCCCGAGCUCAGGAAGAUAGACCUCUCAGGGAAUGGCAUUGGCCCAACUGGGGGAGUGCUGUUGGUGGAGUCUCUCGCCCUCUGCGAGCACUUGGAGGAGCUAAUGCUGGGCUACAACGUCCUGGGAGAUGUCACAGCCCUGAGGCUGGCACAGAGGCUGCCCCACCACCUGAGAGUCCUACACCUGCCCUCUAGCGGCCUGAGCCUAGAGGGGGCGCUGCUCCUGAGCCAGGCCCUGGAUGGAUGCCCAUACGUGGAAGAGAUUAGCUUGGCAGUGAACAGUCUGGCGACAGGGGUCCCACAUUUCCAUCAGGGGCUCCCGCUGCUCAGGCAGAUCGACCUGGUUUCCUGUGAGAUUGACAACCACGCUGCCAGGCCCCUUGCUGCCAGCCUGGUGCUCUGCCCCGCGCUGGAAGAAGUCCUGCUGUCCUGGAAUCUGCUUGGGGACGAGGCGGCUGCAGAGCUGGCCCAGGUCCUGCCGAGGAUGAGCAGGCUGAAGAAAAUGGAGUAUGAGGGGCACAUCCUGGGAAACCAGAACUGGGGGAGCAUGCCAAGGGGAACCCCCAUCCUUGGGAAAACCAAGAGGCCACUUCCUGCCACAGAGCAGGAACUCACUGAGUUGCACAUUCUGGUCCAAGCCCCUGUCAACCUUAGCUCUCCCUGGGCCCCGGCCUUCAGCCUUCCUGCUGUACUGUGUUGGGUUCUGCAAGCAUCUUGGCCUGGGGGCGGGGCAUAUAGGGAAGCCCAUCCCCCCCACUCAAGCCAUUUCUCUUUCCCCGUUCUCUGCUAUCUCUUGGAAAGCUUGGAGAAGAACCAGAUCACAGCUUGUGGAGCCUGGCUCCUGGUCGAAGGGCUGGCACAAGGGUCUAGCAUCCAAGUCAUCCGCCUCUGGAACAACCCCAUCUCCCCCGACAUGGCCCAGCACCUGCAGAACAAGGAGCCCAGGCUGGACUUCGCUUUCUUUGACAAGCAGCCGCAGCCACCUCGGGGUAGUUGAUGGCCCCCCUCAAGAUCCUUUGAAUUCAGUCAAGUGAAGCCAACUUCCACUCACCAGGACAGUGGGCUCAGGAGAAGAGCCUCAGCUGGGGGCCCCUGUGUGCUGCCCCAGGAGGGAGGGGCACAUUGGUCUUGCUACGGUCUUCAGGAAGAGACCAGGAGCCUCGUGUGGCCAAAAGACUACCCCGUGUUGCAUGUGACAUGCGUGACCAGUCGGAGACAUGUCACACAAUGAAAGUGUCGUGAUGUGAUGGGCGACACAGAAGAUUACAUGUGGCAGAAUUCUAUGUGACGUUACGUGGAACUCGCAGCGUGACCUGUGGGCCAGUGGGAUAGGUCCUGGCACCACCACGUGGCAGCACACAUGAUCCGUGGUUUGCAUAUGACAUGUGACAGAUGCUCAUAUCAUAGGACUUGUGGCUGGCCAGAUACCCUCAGGCUGGUGGAAAAUCUAAGUUAUUACUUUUUAAAACCAAGUAUAUAUUUAUACGUUGCACUUUCAGAACAGCUAAGCCGGGGAAUGUUCUCCACCCAGAAGUGGGAUGGGGAGAGUGUCCAAGCACUGACUAGCCCAGUGGCCUGAGGGCCAAGCCCUAGACUCAGCACGAGGCUUUGGGAUGAGGCCCAUCUUGCCUCAAGCCUCAGUUUUCCCAUUUGUAAAUGGGACGACUCCCUCCUCUUAAACCCCAGCUUCCAAAGACUUUGGGCCCAGAUCUAGGGACGGUCCCCGGGAACGGAUGGACCCAGUCUGACCUAUGUCCCGGAAAAAGCCUUGUCUAAGGAUGUGGGGUAGGCACUAUUGGGAUAAACAGGCAAGGCCACUGGGUUCAGACACUACCUCAGCAGGAUCCGGGUGAACUCCCAGGGGCUGCACGUGCUACCUAACAUUAUUUCCAGAAAGGCCCAAGGAUGGCCAUGCCACACUUGAAGCCAAAUUCGACCAAUAAAUGUGGAUGAUGUCCCAGCCUCUA